Linum tenue is the source of this 699-nucleotide messenger RNA. The record is from the annotation of a GenBank genome assembly. NCBI's taxonomy places the organism in Eukaryota, Viridiplantae, Streptophyta, Magnoliopsida, Malpighiales, Linaceae.
CAAUCCGGGCGACCGGGUCGAGAUCCGCCCCCGCGAUGUAGGGUUCCGCGGCUCCUGGUACGCCGGCACCGUCGUCCGCCGCGAGGCGAAGAACACCAAUCGUUACGUAGUCGAGUACGACCAGCUCUACGCAGACGAAUCUGGGGAGAAGCUGCUGCAAGAAACCCUCGAUUGCGUCCGCCGCUGCCGCCUCCCGAGAAGAAGGUCCAGUUCAAGUUCGAAGACGAAGUGGAGGCCUUCUACAGCGACGGCUGGUGGGAAGGGGCUAUUAUUGCGGAGCACUCCAGCGGGAAAUUCGCGGUGUUCCUCAGAGGCUUUGACGAGCAGAUUGUGUUUGAAGAGAAAGAUUUGAGGUUGCCUGUUCAGUGGGUUAAAGGGAAGUGGGAGCCGCGAUUCGAACAGGUUCAGCGGGAGAAAGAGAACUCAAACUUUUCCAAGGAAGUGAUGAAGUUCACUCAAGGAAUGCAAGUCGAGGUGCUAACUGACGAAGACGGUUUGAAAGGUGCUUGGUUUGCUGCAACAAUUAUUGAACCUUCGGGUGAAGACAAGUACCUUAUUGAGUACAAAACCCUGAGGAAUGAUGAUGAUACUGAGUUUCUCAGAGAAGUCAUUCUUGCUUGCAACAUAAGGCCUUGUCCGCCGGAGAUCAUUGUUGUGGAUGGAUUCAAGGUGUGGGAUGCAGUAGAUGCUUACUACUAG